Molecule: messenger RNA, 1089 nt
Organism: Dreissena polymorpha
Lineage: Eukaryota; Metazoa; Mollusca; Bivalvia; Myida; Dreissenidae
Exons: 7
Coding region: 16-768 (250 amino acids)
Cellular component (GO): trans-Golgi network
Source: RefSeq, a predicted model, not a curated record
UCAUUGGUCGUCACCAUGUCAACACUUUCGUCUGAAACAUUUUCCCAGCCGUCGCCGGAAAUCGACUGCCAGCUGCUUACGCCGUGUUUUUGUUCUAUGAGCGACGGAAGUGGCGAUAUCGACCUGACCAGCCUCAGCGGUUCUAAUGGGCAGCCAAAGUUCAAAGACGUUCUGAAUUCGGACGAGGGCUACUACUACUCAUACAGCCCGUGCGGAUCCUUCACAGAAUUACAAUGCCAAGACGCAACGGCGUGCUUUCUAGACCAGGCAAAGGAGCAGGCGCAGCAGAUUGGAGACUACGGAAGGACAGACUUCGAAUACGAUGGCAACAACGUCGUCGUCGCCUACUCUUCCGGUUCCGGAGUUCUCAAACUCACACAAGUAAACCUACUCUGUGACCCGACCGCCUGCGACCCUAAAUUCGUGCCAAACGGGAACCAGGGCCCGGGACUGUACGAAAUGACAUUAACCACCAUCUGCGCAUGCCCAGGAAAGUGUUCAGCUUCCGGUCCAACAUCCGGUUGCCACUCUAGCGGUGCUGUUGAGGGCCUCAGUGUUGGAUCAAUAUUGCUGAUCAUAUUCUUCGUCACUCUGGCCCUGUACCUGACGGCCGGUGUCGCCUACAUGAGGAUCCGCAAACAGGCCUCCGGAAGUGACAUGAUCCCCAACAAGGAAUUCUGGGUAGUCUUACCCUCGCAUGUUGUUACUGGUGGGAAAUUCGUCGUAGCAAAGAUCUGCCGAAAAGAAUCGAAAUAUGACCAAAUAUGAGCGAAAUAUAGGACCCUUUUGUGUUGGUAUGAAGUUUUAAUCUGGAUGUCAGUUUGAAGAAUUAUAUAAUUGCAUGACUACUGCAAGUGCAAUAAUAAUUUUCAGUUUUGUAACUACUUUAUGUAUUUAUUCUCUGUAUAUUUUGAAAGAUUGAGUAUAUGAUUUAUUUGAUUAAUCUUCCGGGUGCAUCCCGUUAGGUGGUCCCUUCCGUAUCGUCCGUUUGUUCAGCUUGACAUGCAAAAUGUUAAAAAUAAUGUAUUAUUUAUCUUAGUUGAAAUGCAAACAACAAUGGUAAAGUGACUGGACACUUCUCUGUGUUGC